GUAGAUUUGACAUCAUAGAGGACAACGACGCAGAUGUGAUACGAAAUCAACGGGAUCCGCUGUCAACAUCUUCCCUCGAUGCGCCUGCCCAAGUCGACUGCGCCCCGGAACUUCGCAGCGCACAGCUGACGGUGUCCCCCAACAUGACAGUUGCAACCCCCGUCAACUGCUUCCAAUGUUUAAUCGCCACUAAUUACGUGCUCUGCACAUCCAGCAUGCGAAGGUCCAGGGCAUCUGUAAUGCUAUCCCGUUUUGCCGACAUCCAUGGAUAUGCUGCCCUCCCCUCCGUCGUCGCCUACUGGGGUGGACAGCAAGGUGCGUCUGGAGCAGUCCCCUCGAUGGGUGCGCCCGCUGUCGAGGUGGGUUCGACCGUAGGCCCCGUCUCUUGCACGGGCUCCCACCACUCGGCAAACUCCUCCGCCUCCUUCUUCCAUUCCCCAAGGCUAUCGAGCUCGGCCAGAGCAAUCGUCGCGAGUGCGGUGCGCUUGAUCAAUCCGGGCCCGGGGAAGUGGGUUGAGGACGGCUGUGCCGUCCAGUUCUCCUUGUCGGAAAAGUCCAUUUCCGGGCUCGGCGACGCGGUAGCGGCUCUCAUCUCAGCCUUGUCAAACAACACCAUAUUCGUGAGUACACACUUCGUAACGUUUGAAAAUGAUGAUGACUCACUAGAUUGGCAUCGUUGUUCUCGGUCGUUUCGGGGUUUGUUCUCUCAGAGUCCAUGGAACUCGAACAAAGCUCGAAGAGGUCAUAAUCCGUGGGUGGGACGUUCAUCGUCGAGGAAAGGUGGGGUAGGAGACCGAGGGAAUCUAUGUCCGCUUCAUUUAUAUACUCCAAGACGAAGCAAUCGUAGUCACCGGCGUCCUUCGAGGUCGUGGAAUGCGUGACGUUGUUGAUCGCCAUGUACGACAGGAAAGUCUCGUAGCUUGCUUCCAUAACUAUUGUUGCGAGUCGACAAUAAGGCGAGGAGAGUCUGACUUU
Molecule: messenger RNA, 975 nt
Organism: Rhodofomes roseus
Lineage: Eukaryota; Fungi; Basidiomycota; Agaricomycetes; Polyporales; Fomitopsidaceae
Exons: 2
Coding region: 144-881 (245 amino acids)
Source: RefSeq, a predicted model, not a curated record